UGCCACCACCGUCACAUGACCAAUCAGAUGACAGGCGUGCGCAAAAAUCAUAGGGAGCUGUUGCUGCUGAGUUCCUGUAAUAACGCUGUAAAUUUGUGCAGCUUGGCACGGAAUUGUUGUCUGUCACUGCGGACAGCUGUGUGCUCUCUUGUUUUUACGGUAUUGUUUAACGUGAAGACAGCCCCGGAAAAAACUAUUUCAGUAGACUGGACAUUGCAGCGGAUACGCCGCCUGCAUUACCUAAACUGGAAAAAGGCAAUUGUUCAGUCUUCCUCUCGUACGGUGUAAACGCGGGUUAUACAAAGACGCUUAAUCCUGCACUUUGAAUGUAUCCAGCAGUGCACAGUAAGCUCAAGAGUAAGGGGCAACUUUGUUACCGAGACUUCGCCGGCUCGCAGGACAAUUAACAGCUGCAAUCCUAGUACAUGGAUUACCUGUGUUUUAGAGCGCUUUGCUGCAAAGGACCACCUCCACCAAGACCAGAAUAUGAUGUGGUUUGCAUAGGUCUGACCGGUUCUGGCAAAACAAGCCUGCUGUCUCGGCUCUGCAGUGAAAAUACAGACAAUGUUGUUCCCACCACAGGAUUUAGCAUCAAAGCUGUUCCAUUCCAGAAUGCCAUCCUAAAUGUAAAGGAACUUGGAGGGGCUGACAACAUAAAGAAGUAUUGGAGCAGGUAUUACCAAGGGUCACAAGGGGUGAUCUUUGUUUUGGACAGCGCUUCUUCUGAAGAGGAUUUAGAAAUUGCAAGGAACGAAUUGCAUUCUGCAUUACAACAUCCACAGCUUUGUACACUACCCUUUUUAAUAUUGGCUAAUCAUCAAGAUAAGCCAGCAGCUCGUUCUGUACAAGAGAUAAAGAAAUAUUUCGAACUGGAACCCCUGGCCCGAGGAAAAAGGUGGAUUCUGCAGCCAUGUUCUGUGGAUAACAUGGAAACAGUUAAAGACAGCUUCAGUCAACUGAUCAGUCUCUUGGAGGAAAAAGACCUAGAGCCAGGGCGAAUAUGAAGGGUCCUGCCAAAAAGGAGAAAGCUAAACAUACACUGAACAUACAGUAGGUCCUGUUGGCAGAAUACGAAGGGGUAUGCAACUGAACUGUAUAUGGGUACAAGAUGGUGCGUUGAUUGAUUGAAUUUAUAAUAGAUUUCUAAUCCUAGCGAGAGAUUCACAUUAACAUAUCAUGUCGAUUAUAUACACAAACACUCACACAUAGAUGUAUAUGUAAUAAAAUACUGUUCUUUAAAUUACACAAUCCAAGUGGAAGGAACACAGUAUGGUGAAGUCCGAUAUUAAUUGUGCUGUUACAUUUUAACUACACAGAAAUAUUUGGAAGAAUGCUAGAUCUAACGUUUUGCUACAAUUUCAAAUGUUCCUAUGAAAAAAAGCUUUUAAAUUAGAUUACCUCUUAAGCAUCGACAAGUUAGUACAUUUAUCAACGUAUCAAGGAAUGUUUUAAUAAUACAAAUUUUAUUCUAUGGCCUUACAUAAUACUCAUAUUAGUGCUUUUCAAGCCCAUCCUCUAAAACUUGAGGUCAGUUAAACCUUUGUCAGACUUUCCUAGUAAAGAAAUGAAUUCUAAAUAUUACAUUUGUGUUUUGUCUGAAAUGUCCACCUUAUUAUAUGCCAGGUUAAGAAUGAGCCAUUUAUAAACCUUUUGGAAUGCUGACUGUGAUAGAGCAUGAAUUCGAAACAACAAAAUGUCAUUCAAAAAAGGGAUUUUUUUUCCUCAUCAUUACAUAUAAUUCUAUGUUUUAUGUCCGUUUAAAAUUUCUUUAUAGUUCUAUGAAAGAGGGAAGACAUCAAUCCAGCUGUUUCUCGUUUUGUGCUGUGGAAAGAAAAAGAAUCUGCAGGCAGCACUCAUUUAUAAAGCCAACAAUAGAAAUGUAAUGUCAUGAAUGACUGAAAGACUGUAUUAUCACAAUGUGUUUUUGAACAUGUGGGGAUUUACUUCUUUUUUUAUUUCAACACACAUGAUUUGCUGUUCAAGUCGAGUAUUACUGCUCUGUGGUAUGUGAAGCUUUUGUUUUUAGUUCAGGGAUUUCUCCCCUCUGCUUUUUACAUUUAAACCCCAAACCCUUGUGCUUUCUGUCAGACCUGCCUGCAACUUUUCUCAUCAGUUAGAAUAAAAACACUAUCAAUCAGAAGGCACAACAGCUGUUUGUGACAGGUCCUUGUCUGACGCCUAAUACCUUCCAACUGUCAGCGAGAUCCCCUCCCUGUCUGCCGGCUUUGCCCUGCUGCUCUUCUUCAUGUUUGUCCCUUUGCUUGUAAUGUUAUGCUUAUGUUGUCCUCUUAGUAUUUAUUGUCUGUGGGCUCUCCUCUGUUAUGUAGUGUUUUAUGUGCCACAAGUGUUCUGAAGUUCUUGAUAUAUCUGUUUUAAUAAAUCUGUGACAUUUUCCUUAACAAUGUUUUUAUUUUUUAAUUUUCUUUUUUAAGUACGCUUGGUGUAUGUUGUAAUAUUUAUAGAAUUUACUGAAUUUUGAUACCCUAUUAGCAGCUGCCUUUUUUGUAAUUCAUUUCUAAUAUCUAAGAUUUGUACGUUUAUUACAGGUAGACUUGUUAGUUGAAUUGGGCACAUAGAAGUGUUUGUA
Polypterus senegalus (gray bichir) is the source of this 2587-nucleotide messenger RNA. RefSeq names its product ADP-ribosylation factor-like protein 15. Lineage: Eukaryota; Metazoa; Chordata; Cladistia; Polypteriformes; Polypteridae. Gene Ontology annotation, molecular function: GTP binding; GTPase activity. The transcript has 5 exons. The record is from RefSeq and is a predicted model, not a curated record. Bases 426 to 1004 code for a protein of 192 amino acids.